Molecule: messenger RNA, 1626 nt
Organism: Cucurbita pepo subsp. pepo (vegetable marrow)
Lineage: Eukaryota; Viridiplantae; Streptophyta; Magnoliopsida; Cucurbitales; Cucurbitaceae
Product: GRAS family transcription factor
Source: RefSeq, a predicted model, not a curated record
UAAACAAUGUUAAUUAAUGUUUUAAAUAAUUAAUUAAUCAUCAUUAUUUUGCUUAAUUCUCCCUAAUCAUUGACGUUUUCCUUCCCCUAAUUAGUGUUUUUUUAGUUCACUAACCCAUGGCAAUGGCCGUCGACAACGCUUUUAACGGCGUCGCCGUCUCCGAUUACAGCACCUCCACUAACAACUCCGAUGAUGACUUUCACGACCUCUUUGACUCGAUCAUGUCCAUUGACGCUCUGCCAUAUUCGCCGCAGGUAGUUGAGGUCGACGGCGGUACUAACUGCAACUCUCCGUCCAAUCCAGCGGAGGAUCGGGAGGAGGAGGAGGAGGAGUUUAAAAGCUUAAGGCUUUAUCACCUCCUCAUGGCGGUUGCCGACGCCAUGUUCGGCGACCACAAGAGCCGUGAUUUGGCUCAGGUGAUAUUGAUUCGACUCAAUGAAUUGGUUUCAACAUCCCACGGGACUAACCUCGAACGCCUCACCGCGUAUUAUGCCCAAUCCUUCCAGGAUUUGCUCGAUUACGCGGCCGUGUCCGGCGGCGGUUCGAAUAAACCCCACCAUCUCCACCGUGAUGAUCAUAGUCCGACGGACGUUCUGGCGGCGUUUCAAUUGCUUCAAGAGAUGUCCCCUUAUGUGAAAUUCGGGCAUUUCACAGCAAAUCAGGCGAUUUUGGAGGCAGUGGCGGAUGAUAGAAGAGUCCACAUCGUGGAUUACAAUAUAAUGGAAGGGAUUCAAUGGGCGUCGUUGAUGCAGGCUCUUGUGUCGAGGAAGGAUAGCCCGCCGGCCCCUCAUCUGAGAAUCACCGCCAUUUCCAGAGGACCCAGCAGCCGGAGAUGGAUUGGGACUGUUCAGGAGACAGGGCGGCGAUUGGUGGCGUUUGCAGCUUCAAUUGGUCAACCCUUUUCAUUUCAUCAAUGUAAAUUGGACUCCGACGAGAGUUUUCGUCCGUCCGGAUUGAAAUUAGUGAGAGGUGAAGCACUGGUGGUGAAUUGUGUGCUUCAUCUCCCUCAUUUCAGUAACACUUCGCCGGAAUCCAUCGACUCUUUUCUCGCCGGCGCCAAGACCUUAAAUCCAAGACUGGUUACUUUAGUCGAAGAGGAAAUCGAACAUGGACCCACCAUCGACGGCGAUUACAAGGUCCAAUUCCUCGAUUCAUUAGAGCGUUACUCGGCGAUUUAUGACUCACUCGAAGCAGGAAUUCCGAUGAAAAACAGAGCAAGAGGAUUGGUGGAAAAAGUAUUCCUCGGCCCGAGAAUCUCGGCUACUCUGAAGCGAAUCGGACAGCCGCAGAGGGCGGCGACGGCUGCGGAGGAGAAUUGUUCGUGGGGAGAGAGAUUGGAGAAGAUGGGAUUGAAGGCGGCGGCGAUUAGCUUUGCGAAUCACUGCCAAGCGAGGCUGUUGGUGGAUUUGUUCAAUGAUGGGUACAGAGUUGAGGAAUUGGGCAGCAAUAAGCUCGUUUUGGGAUGGAAAUCCAAGCGUUUGCUUUCGGUUUCCAUUUGGGCUUCUUCUUCUUUAUCUUCUUCAUCUUCUUCCUCCGAUUCCGAGUAGACACGCCUCCGUUCAUGGCGGCGGUUCUUGCUUCCCGCCGGUUGGAUUGUAUAAGAGUAUUUUUAAUUUUUUAAAAAAA